This is a messenger RNA of Daktulosphaira vitifoliae (grape phylloxera), 2362 nucleotides long. RefSeq names its product homeobox protein goosecoid (gene Gsc). Gene Ontology annotation, molecular function: RNA polymerase II cis-regulatory region sequence-specific DNA binding; DNA-binding transcription factor activity, RNA polymerase II-specific. Gene Ontology annotation, cellular component: nucleus. Lineage: Eukaryota; Metazoa; Arthropoda; Insecta; Hemiptera; Phylloxeridae. The record is from RefSeq and is a predicted model, not a curated record. The coding region runs from base 975 to 1910 and encodes 311 amino acids. Gene Ontology annotation, biological process: regulation of transcription by RNA polymerase II. The transcript is spliced from 3 exons.
ACACUUGGACAGUUUAUAGAAUGAGUUCUCGCUCAGUACUGGUUUAGGAAUUACGUGGAAAACAGAAAUGAAAAAACUCGAAAAAAAAAAAUUGGAAAUCACAAAAAAACUCUAUUUUGUGCUUCAUUCAAGAACUGGUCAAGUGUUAAGCAAUUCGAAUAAAGAAAUUGUUCGUAAUAGUAGGUUUAAGAAUUAAAAAAAGAUGGAACUUGGCCUCAAUGUAGAUGUUACUUCGAUAGACUAACUUAUAGGCUAUAACUUUGAUAGACGAACUUUUGGAAAGGGAGGAGGUUGGGACUUUUACAGACAGAUUUUUGUUCAGAAUUGGCCAUUAUCGAGAAGCCUUAUUACAAAACCAAGCAAUUGGGUAUGAUAUUAUAUUAAGGCCGGAAACUAAAAUUGAGGUGUGAGCAGAUGUGUACGGCAUAUUCAGCGUAAACGACAUUUAGGAUGAUGGAAAUGUUAUAAUAUGAAACAUGUUUUGUGUCAUAUAUAGAUCAUCGGGGUAAUAACUGUAACGGGGAGGGGUGAAGAUUAUGAUGACAAAUCACAAAAUAGCAUCAACAAAAACGAUGUACACUCUUCUACUAUGAGUAUAAGUGUGGCCUUCGCGUUAACGUAAAUAAGGGCCGAGUCGGAGGGAUAAAUAAGUGCUGAACGGCGUGGCCGAUUACGCGCAAAACGGACACGCCCCUCCAGGAGUAUUGAAUGGGACGGGGUGUUUCGGCGCCCCGAGCCGUCCACCAAUAGCGAGCUGCACUCUCCGGAUAUUGCAGACACCCAGCGAGUCCGAUCAAAUACACCGCGGCACUUAAACGAUCGACGGCUCUAUUAAAAGUUUAUCGCGUGUCCGACCAAGUAAUAUAAUUUGCACGCACGUCUUCCCGCGGUGUUGUAGUCGCGGUUUAAUAUUAUUUUGGCAAGCAGUUAGUAGUAAAUAUUCAGCCUUAUGAUCGACCUGAUCGCGACCGUAGAUGUUGCAUAGUAAUACACGGGACUAUAUGAAAUUAAUUAAAGACCAAGACGAGAUCAACGGAGGUUUCGGCGUGGCGGGUCUCGGUGAUAACGAUAAUCACUCCGAAAGGCCUGGGACCAUCGGAGAUUUUCGCAGGUUAUCAUCGACACGGCCGUUUGAUUACGGCGAUACAGAAGAUCAACAACCAGCCACCACGGCAGCUACGGCCACCGCCUCGGCCGUGCCGAAAACUUCGGCUGUCGGCACAUCUCUUUUCACCAUAGACAGCAUAUUGGCACCCAACAGAUCAGAUUCCAUGGGACGCGGCAAUGUCACGGCCGCUGCGGCGGCGGCCGCAGCCGCAGGACUUUUUAAGCAGCCCAUCAACUUUGGACAACUGGCAGCCGCUGCUGCCGCUUCCGGUUACGCGCAUUCUAGCGCCGCCAACUUCUUAGUAGCUGCUGCCGGUUAUCAAAGUAUAUAUCCCAGCUACAUGAUGGCGAUGGCUGUGAGUGGAAAUCACGGAUCAACUAACGGUGGUCCACACCACAGUACAGCUUCAAUGUUCAGUGGACCUCCGGCCAAAAGGAAAAGAAGGCACCGGACAAUUUUCACGGAAGAACAGCUCGAACAGUUGGAAGCCACGUUCGAAAAAACACAUUACCCGGACGUUGUGCUCCGAGAACAAUUAGCACUCAAAGUAGAUCUUAAAGAAGAACGAGUGGAGGUCUGGUUUAAAAAUCGUCGUGCUAAGUGGCGAAAACAAAGGCGUGAAGAACAGGACCGAUUAAGAAAAAUGCAACAUCAUUUGGUAGAUCAGCCAGUAGUAUCAAAUGGUUUGGCUGCUGCGGUGGCUGCAGCAGCAGCAAGAAACGGAGAACAUUUGCGCAUGGUACACCAUCACGAAGAAGAAAUGGAAGAUGAUCCUGAUUUGUCUGAUCUAGAAGUAGCUUAAAAUUUAAGUGUACGCGUCUUGAUAAAGAUAAUGGUUGCUCGAGUCUUCUCAAAAGUGUCAAAAAUGGGAGCAUAAGAGACUUAAUCUCCUCUGAAAUAUUUAAAUAGCUACAUAACUAAAAAAAUCCAACCCAGACAGAAUUUGUAUCUAUGCCUUUGGGUCAAUAGAACUCUUAAUACAUAAAAGUUAUUAACACUUCUUUAUUUUUUAAUUCAAUUAAAUUAUAAAACGUACGAAUUGGUAAAACCCAUUUGGACUGAAAAAUUAUAGUUACAUAAAUAAAAUAUUUCUUGAAAAACGAUGUAAACAAAUUAUGUUUUUUUUUUUCAAUAUGCUGUAUACCUUAGUACCUAAAGUCUUUAUUAAGUGAAAAAAAGAUUUGUUUAGUAUAAUAAAAAUAAACGUACUUAUUAGUACCUUUAGUUUGUCUGAAUUUAUAACAGUGUUUUAAA